AUGCAGAGGGCGGAACAAGAGCUUGCCAAUAAACGGAAACCAAAUCCGUACCAAAUACCAAAAGUUGGUUCAAAAGUAUCACCACGCUCAAAUGCUUCUUCUUACGCGGGUGAAGGUGUGAAGCAAUCAGUUGAAAAAGCCGGAAAUGGUGCAAUGAGAAUAACGCCAUCCGUGGUUAAUCUUACAAAACCUGAAUUAUAUUCUAUUUAUGCAGGCGAUUCUAAUGUUGAAGGUGAUGAUGAUGAAGAUGAAUCGCAGAACAUUUACAAUAAUCUUUCGGAGGGCCUUCAUAGGUCAACAUCCCAUCAUAUUGAGGAAAGAAAAAGCAAGCAUCACAAGAAGCAAAAUUCUUCUUUUACUCUAUCACUUAGCUUAGUAAUUGCCAAAGUUAUUACGUGUUCUCUCUUGCUUUCGAUUACGGGAAACUUGAUGUUUUAUUUUGGCGAACAGCUUUACAAGGCCAAUCCUAUACUACCGGACAUAUCUAAGUAUCGUUUCUUGUAUAUUUUCCAGGAUCUCUUGCGCAAGAACGAGAAAUUCUCGGAUCUUGAGAUAACUCUCUUGGGAAACGGUGCCGAAAGUGUCAUUGUGGGAUUCGCUUCAUUUAUACUCGGUAAGGCAAUAGAUCUUUCUGUGUCCGGACAAAAUGCAGAUUUACACAGUAAACAUGGAAAGUUAAAUAAACUCAAGGAACACGAUAGCAAAUCAUCAUCUGGGCAAGGCAUAUCAACGAACAACGAAGAUUACGAGGAAAAUUCAAGUGAUGAAUCGGAAUCCUUUUCUCUUGGUUUUCAAAUUCAGCAUUAUUUAACUCUCGUUUUUGAUUCAAACUUGGUGAGGUCAAUGGUGGCUGCUGUGGGUUUGGCUUAUUGCUUUAAGAAGUACCAAUGGUCUUCAAAGAUUCAGGUUGUUUCAUUAUGGAGUGCAGCAAACAUUAUUAUCUGGCGUGGGACGGAUGCGAAUAUUACGGGCCUUAUUUCCUCGACAAUUAUAGCUUUCUCUGUUAUGGCAUUUAAUGCUUACUAUGAUGAUGGCAUAACAUUUUCAUUGGAAGAUACUGACUCAAUUGCUGAUAUUUUGUGGGUUGGCUCAUUUGUCUUCAUUGGACAAAUUAUUUUCAGCAAAAUUAUUAGAUUGGUGUUUAACAGCUAG
Molecule: messenger RNA, 1152 nt
Organism: Brettanomyces bruxellensis
Lineage: Eukaryota; Fungi; Ascomycota; Pichiomycetes; Pichiales; Pichiaceae
Exons: 1
Coding region: 1-1152 (383 amino acids)
Biological process (GO): sterol biosynthetic process
Cellular component (GO): endoplasmic reticulum
Source: RefSeq, a predicted model, not a curated record